This is a messenger RNA of Galendromus occidentalis (western predatory mite), 1104 nucleotides long. RefSeq lists its product as uncharacterized. Bases 1 to 1104 code for a protein of 367 amino acids. The transcript is spliced from 3 exons. Lineage: Eukaryota; Metazoa; Arthropoda; Arachnida; Mesostigmata; Phytoseiidae. Gene Ontology annotation, molecular function: nucleic acid binding. The record is from RefSeq and is a predicted model, not a curated record.
AUGACACUCGCCAAGUGGAAAACGAACUCUGGCAACGUGGCCGACCACCUCCUGAACACCGGAGCAGACCCGGAAACAUUCGAGGAGCCGAGGACCGAAGUACUCAAGGUUCUCGGUCUGUUGUGGGAACCUGUGGGAGAUGUGUUUCGUUUCACAAUCCCCCCCGCCUCCUACAGAUUCUACACCGACUCGGCGAUCACUUUCCAUUGGGUCACAUUCGCGAACCCCGGAGCAUGGAAAACGUACGUCAGCAACCGGGUCACCGAAAUACGGGCCAACUCCAGGCCGGAGGAAUGGUUCCACGUCAAAGGCAAAAGUAACAUCGCCGACCUCGCCACUCGCGCGGCAGCUACUGAACUGAAACGCCUGUUCAACACCGUCAGGAAUCCCGACGUCCGGGAGGUUCUGAAUGGUCGAACCAUCGACUGGUCAUUCAUAACGCCGAGGAUGCCGUCUCAUGGUGGAUUCUAUGAGAGGGCUGCCGGGAUUCUAAAAUCAGCAUUGAUCAAGACCCUAGGGCGAAGCCUAAUUGGUUAUGAGGAGUUUCGUACCGUCUUAUGUGAACUCGCAGCCAUUAUCAACGAGCGGCCGUUAAUGUACGUUUCCAAUGACGCGAACGAGCCGACUUCUAUAACCCCUGCGCAUUUUCUCCGAGGUGGUUCCUUCCACCGCAGUUACGCUGGUCCGGUGCAGAAUGAUAAACUACGCAGUGACGAGUUGGCCACAGCCGACGAUCUCCGGCGAGGACUCGCCUUGAGGACGACGUAUUUCAAGAGUGUCUCUGUGCGAUGGUUCAGGGAGUACCUGUCACUCCAUCGAUCCGCAAACGCGACGCGUGGCAAGCGAUCGCCUCCAAUCCGUGUCGACGACGUUUGCAUCCUCAGAGAAGACAUCGUCGCUCGGGUACGAUGGCCGUUGGUUCGCGUCAUCGAGGCGCACGCUGGUAGGGACGGCCUGGUUAGAACCUAUACUGUGAAAUUCGCCGAUAGCCAUACAUCGCGCAGAGCCGCUCAGCUCUUGUACCCAUUGGAGGUUACAUCCGAAGAUCUUCCGAGGCUCCCUACGUCUGAUUCGAAUGACACUGUUACAGCUCCGCCGGAGUGA